AUGGAUAAAUUGAGCGGGAACAAUGAGACGGUGGUGAACAGCUCCAUAGACAAGUGGUCGUUCAAUGAACACGGCUCGUACCAACACCUGGACCCCGGGCAGCUGAGGGUCUUGGUGCCAGCUAUUCUGGGAGUCAUCUGUGUCUUGGGGGUGGCUUGUAAUCUCACUGCGAUGGUUAUCUUGUUCUCCAACGCUCAUAGGGGCAAACUGUCCCUCAUCAACUCCCUCGUCUUCAACCUGAUGUUUGCCGACGUGCUCGUGCUGCUGUUCACGGUGCCUUUCAGGGCUGCGUCCUACUCCAAAUCUAGCUGGAAUCUGGGCUGGCUGGUCUGCAAGACGGCCGACUGGUUCCUCCAGUCCUGCAUGGUAGCGAAGAGCUUCACGGUGGCUGUCAUGGCCAAAGCGUGCUACCGCUACGUGUCCAACCCCACCAAGCAGGUGAGCAUCCACCUGGGCUCCAUGCUGGUGGUGUUCCUCUUCAUCUGGCUUUCCGCCUGCUCGGUCACCAUCCCUCACUGGCUGUUUGCCACACUGAAGAGAGAAAUCCGCGGGCUGGUGUGUGUGCUGAUGGUUCCUCCUGAAGCCCGGGACUUCAUGGCUGUGUACGUCAAAGCGUACCCCCUGGGGGUCUACUGUGCACCUCUCUGCUUCGCCCUGAUGUAUUUCUGUAGGGCGUAUAGCCAAUGCCAGCGCCGCUCCAGUAAAACUCAGAACCUGCGCACCCAGAUCAGAGCCAGGAAGCUCACCUUGAUGCUGUUUAGCCUGACUGUGGCCAUGACUAUUCUCUGGCUUCCACAGUGGGUGGUGUGGGUUUGGGAGCGUCACGUCGCGGAGAAGGAAAUCGAAGGAGCUCAGCCCCUCAUUUCCUCUCUUCCCCCUCUUCUAACCCUCUCUGCCCAGCUGCUCACCUUCUCUCUGUCCCUGGUGAACCCUCUCAUCGUCCUCUUCCUCUCCGAGGAGUUCAGAGAGGGCUACAGGGGGCUGUGGAGGCGCCUCACCCUGCGCAAGCAACCUCCUCCAAAGCCAAAGCCGGGACCUCACAACCCUACAACUCUCCAGUCGCCUUGCCCCAGACCAGAGACUUCGGGCCAGCUGGGGGGGGAGAGGAGCCUUCGACCAAGCUUCAGCCAGGGUCCCAGCAGUGAGGCUCAGCCCCAGCCGGGGCAAGGAGAAAAGAGAGAAGAAGACAGGCUGAGCCUCAAAGAUGGGAUCGUCUUGCUUGAUGUGGAGCAGUUCUGGCACGGGAGGGAGAGUGGAUCGAACGCAGACGAAAAUGAUCCAGUGCCGUGGGAGCACCAGAGCAAAGACGGGGAAAAAUAACAACCACGUUCCAGCUGAUCUUCA
Molecule: messenger RNA, 1344 nt
Organism: Perca flavescens (yellow perch)
Lineage: Eukaryota; Metazoa; Chordata; Actinopteri; Perciformes; Percidae
Gene: gpr151
Product: G protein-coupled receptor 151
Exons: 1
Coding region: 1-1320 (439 amino acids)
Biological process (GO): G protein-coupled receptor signaling pathway
Cellular component (GO): plasma membrane
Molecular function (GO): G protein-coupled receptor activity
Source: RefSeq, a predicted model, not a curated record